AUGAAGAUUGAUGUGCCAGUUUUUGACAGGAAACUGGAACCCAACGCAUUCGAGGAUUGGUUAACAGCCAUUGAGGAUUACUUCGAUUGGUUUUUCAUCUCAAAGGAUAGGAGGGUUCGGUACGUCCGAAUGAAAUUGAAGGGGCAUGUGCGAGCAUGGUGGGCAACUGUGGAAGAACGGUUACGACGUACGCGGCUUCCAGCGGCCUCCAAUCAGGAAGAAACAAAGGAGAGGCUCAAGGAAAAAUAUUUGCCCAUUGAUUACGAGAAAAUGAUGUUUAAGGAAAUUUUGCAGCUCAGGAAGGGGCUGAUGAGUGUGGAUCAAUUCCCGGACCGCUUCCACGAGUUGAUUAUCCACAGCAAAAUUGUUGAAACCGAACAACAAACUUUGGCUCGAUACCACACCGGCUUGCGGAGUGAGCUACGUAGAGAGAUGUGGACUGCUCGCUUACUCAACGUCGAGGAGGCAUACCAAUUGGCUCUCCGUAUUGAGAAAUAA
Messenger RNA from Phalaenopsis equestris, 498 nucleotides. RefSeq lists its product as uncharacterized. The transcript has a single exon. Lineage: Eukaryota; Viridiplantae; Streptophyta; Magnoliopsida; Asparagales; Orchidaceae. The record is from RefSeq and is a predicted model, not a curated record. Bases 1 to 498 code for a protein of 165 amino acids.